This is a messenger RNA of Oncorhynchus nerka (sockeye salmon), 1875 nucleotides long. RefSeq names its product class I histocompatibility antigen, F10 alpha chain-like. Gene Ontology annotation, cellular component: external side of plasma membrane. The transcript is spliced from 12 exons. The coding region runs from base 166 to 1461 and encodes 431 amino acids. The record is from RefSeq and is a predicted model, not a curated record. Gene Ontology annotation, biological process: immune response. NCBI's taxonomy places the organism in Eukaryota, Metazoa, Chordata, Actinopteri, Salmoniformes, Salmonidae.
CAUAACCAACCAAACUUGUUUGGCCUGUUUGACCACAUUCGUUAGAGCUCACCUGGUUGUGAAAGCCGAAGUGCUCUGUUGUCACACUAUGCGGCUCACCUUGGGAUUGGCCACAGACUUUUAUUUAGGAUAGGCAUAUUAUUAUUUUCGGGGCAUUUAACAUUCAUGUGUGCGUUCAAAAUGUAUGUCGUCGUACUUUUGUUCCUUUUCGCGACACUUUCGACGGUGGACAGCGUGGAGAAAUGGUCGCUGAAUUACAUCUACACUGCCCUGUCAAAGCCAGUAGAAUUGCCUGGUAUCCAUGAGUUCACUGCCAUGGGUCUGAUGAAUGACAAACAGAUCGAUUACUAUGACAGUGUGGCAAAGAAGAAGAUUCCCAAACAGGACUGGAUGAGGGAGAAGCUGCCAGCAGACUACUGGGAUAAAGGCACUCAGUCACGCAAGAGCAAGGAGCAGUGGUUCAAAGUCAACGUCAACAUCCUGAUGGAUCGCAUGAGGCACAACAACACUGAUGUCCAUAUCCUUCAGUGGAAACAUGGCUGUGAGAUUGACCGACAGAGUGACGGCACAUUGAAAUUCAUAAAGGGCACAGACCAGUACAGCUACGAUGGUGACGACUUCCUGGCCUUUGAUGAUGCCAAUAUGCAGUGGGUGGCCCCAGUUGUUCAAGCUCAGCCGACUAAGAGGAAGUGGGACGGGGUCCAGAUCCUCAACCAGUACACCAAGGGCUACCUGGAGAAGGAGUGUGUGGACUGGCUUUCCAAAUUCAUGGCAUACGAGGACAAAGAAGUCAGUAGGGCUGAUUCCCCAAAGGUCUAUGCGUUUGCUAAAAAGGCCAAAACUGCCGGAAAUGUCCGACUGACCUGCAUGGCCACAGGUUUCUAUCCCAAAGAUGUAGAAAUGCAUAUUAAGAAGAAUGGUGUUCCAUUGACCGAACGUGAUGGAGUGCAGUCUACAGGAAUCCUACCCAAUGAUGAUGACACCUACCAGAUCAGGAUGAGUGUGCAGAUCCCAGAGGCAGAUAAGGGAACUUAUGAAUGCUCUGUCAACCAUGUAGCUUUGAAGGAGCCAGUUGUGGUAAAAUGGGAUGGGAAAUGCUGCGAUUGUACCCAAGUAACAGGUGUUGUCAUUGGUGCUGUUGUUGCGGUGGUCCUCCUGCUGAUCGUGUUUAGCUCCAUGUUGGUUCUUUGGAAGAAAGGCAAAAUAUUUGCUGGUACAAAAGGAGAUCUACCAGCUACUGGGAUCCAGGCACCUCUAAAUGUGAUAAAGGAUGACGCUAUCAGCACUGACUCUGGGACAAAGGAUGACGCUAGCAGCACUGACUCUGAUCAAGGCAGCAUCGAACGUCUAGAGAGGGAGACAAUGCUGGCUAAUGGAGUGACAAAGGAUGACGCUAGCAGCACUGACUCUGGUCAAGGCAGCAACGAAAGUCUAGAGAAGAAGGCAAUGCUGCCAAGUUGAGCCAUUGAGGAGUGACUGACAACGCAUCUAAAUCUAGCAAACAACAUGUGAUUCUGUUUUGUCAACAAAUACUGUCAAUGUGGAUGUGUACAUUCCCAAGAAUGGGCCGUUUUGAUCGGCUUGGAUUUGAAUACUUAUUAAUGAACGUUUUGAUCUUUCGAAUAUCAUAAUAGAAUUCCUUUUCAACAAAUUGAUUUGUAAACCACCUAUAUUUGGGCCAUUUUAAUGUAUUGGUAUUGGAACCUUAUUCUAUUUCUAUUGUAGAUUGUUUAUUUUAAACUAGAAAUCAAUCAUUUAAAUCGUUGCACACACAUAAACACACAUGCACUGAACUGCUUUUUAAAUAUGUUUUGUUUUCAUUUUUCGGGGAAAGUAUAAAUCACUGCAUUAAUAAAAUACUCCUUUAUGAACCAA